UGGAAGCGGAUGUGCGCCAGGGCGGAAGUGGCGGUUUGUUGUGCCUGGGGGCUCGUGAGGCGGCGGCGACCCGUUCAUCAUGUCGAUCGAAAUCGAGUCCUCGGACGUCAUCCGUCUGAUUAUGCAGUAUUUGAAGGAGAACAGCUUGCAUCGGGCGUUGGCCACCCUGCAGGAAGAAACCACGGUGUCACUAAACACUGUGGACAGCAUCGAGAGCUUUGUGGCAGACAUCAACAGCGGCCACUGGGAUACAGUCCUGCAGGCCAUACAGUCCUUGAAGCUGCCAGACAAGACACUCAUCGAUCUGUAUGAGCAGGUUGUUUUGGAGUUGAUAGAGCUUCGCGAACUGGGUGCUGCCAGGUCCCUCCUGAGACAGACGGACCCCAUGAUCAUGUUAAAGCAGACCCAGCCAGAGCGGUACAUUCACCUGGAGAAUCUUUUGGCUAGGUCCUACUUUGAUCCACGUGAGGCAUACCCAGAUGGGAGCAGCAAGGAGAAACGAAGAGCGGCGAUUGCCCAGGCGUUGGCUGGUGAAGUCAGCGUUGUGCCUCCGUCUCGUCUUAUGGCAUUGCUAGGACAGGCUUUGAAAUGGCAGCAGCACCAAGGUCUGCUUCCUCCUGGUAUGACAAUUGACUUGUUCAGGGGCAAAGCUGCUGUGAAGGAUGUUGAAGAGGAAAAGUUCCCCACACAGCUCAGCAGGCAUAUUAAGUUUGGCCAAAAGUCACAUGUGGAAUGCGCUCGAUUUUCUCCGGAUGGCCAGUAUCUGGUCACUGGCUCUGUGGAUGGAUUCAUUGAAGUCUGGAACUUCACCACUGGGAAGAUCAGGAAGGAUUUGAAGUACCAGGCGCAGGAUAACUUUAUGAUGAUGGAUGACGCCGUGCUGUGCAUGUGUUUCAGCCGGGACACUGAAAUGUUAGCCACCGGAGCUCAAGACGGCAAGAUCAAGGUGUGGAAGAUUCAGAGUGGGCAGUGCCUGAGGCGAUUUGAACGCGCUCACAGCAAGGGUGUCACCUGCCUGAGUUUUUCGAAGGACAGCAGUCAGAUUCUUAGUGCCUCUUUUGACCAGACCAUCCGGAUUCAUGGCUUGAAAUCUGGGAAGACUCUCAAGGAAUUCCGUGGCCAUUCUUCAUUUGUCAACGAAGCAACUUUUACCCAGGACGGGCAUUACAUCAUCAGCGCGUCUUCGGAUGGCACCGUCAAGGUUUGGAACAUGAAGACGACGGAGUGCUGUAACACCUUCAAAUCUCUUGGCAGCACGGCUGGGACAGACAUCACCGUGAACAGUGUGGUUCUGCUGCCUAAAAACCCAGAGCACUUUGUGGUUUGCAACAGAUCAAAUACGGUGGUCAUUAUGAACAUGCAGGGACAAAUUGUGAGGAGCUUCAGCUCCGGUAAGAGAGAAGGAGGUGACUUUGUCUGCUGUGCCCUUUCUCCCCGCGGCGAGUGGAUCUACUGUGUGGGUGAAGACUUUGUGCUCUAUUGUUUCAGCACAGUGACGGGCAAGCUGGAGAGAACUCUCACGGUUCAUGAGAAGGAUGUCAUUGGGAUUGCGCACCAUCCCCACCAGAACUUGAUUGCCACCUAUAGUGAAGAUGGACUACUGAAACUGUGGAAACCAUAGGACUAAUUUUUAAUUUCCUUCCAUGCAAUGGAAGGAUGUACAUUGUGGUGAUUUUGUUUUGUUUUUUCUUGAGGUCCAGAAAUACUGCUUUUAAACUUCUACUGAAUUUCAUAUUUAGGUGUCCCAAGAGAAAAGUAUAUCCAUUACUUUUAUGAGCAGAGUAAGGCUUGUUAGUGCAGUGCUCACUAAUUGUGUACUAGUGCAGCAAACACAAUUUAAUUUUAGAAAUAGUAACAACUCUUGUAAGAUUUCAUUUAUACUGUGUAUGAAGUUGGUAGGAAAUUAACUCUUUGAGUUCUGAACUACCUUAGUUUUUGUUGACUAAAAGUGAAAUGGAAAUGCAUUCUUAGCAAAGGCAAGAUAAGGAAAGCAAAAUUGUGGAGCUAUUAGAGUCUGAAAAUGACAACUAUGUUGUCUCACCCUGAAUGCUUUAAUGUGGGUUCACUGGUGUUUGCAAUAGACAUGAUCCGGCUGAACUGAAAAUCUUAAAAAUCCCAUUGAUUUCAUUGGAAGACUUUAAAAUGAACUUAACUCUCCUCUUUUGAAAACAUUUAGCUUAAGCCUGUGUGUUUCAAACUGGGAUGGAGUUCUUCAUAAACCUUCCUGGCUUCCGAAAACCAACUGGUGACAAUACUUCCAUGGCUUUCCCCCACUGUGGGCAUUUAACUUCAGCCUCCCAUUUGGCCUGAUUGGCACAGGAAAAUUUUUGUAGAUUUGUAAAUUUUGUAGAUCUGCACAGGAAAGCUUUGGUAGAUCUGUUAAGGCCUUUUCCCCAUCUAUUUUCAGAAAAACUAUCCAGUGUUGUUCUGGCUAUUAAUCUCGCAGUUCAGACUUGUAUGUGUAGCUUUUAUUUGGAGCCAUUUGUUGUCUUGUUCUUCUUUCAGAAUAAAACCUUGUUUAUUACA
Eublepharis macularius is the source of this 2526-nucleotide messenger RNA. RefSeq names its product SMU1 DNA replication regulator and spliceosomal factor (gene SMU1). The coding region runs from base 80 to 1621 and encodes 513 amino acids. Lineage: Eukaryota; Metazoa; Chordata; Lepidosauria; Squamata; Eublepharidae. The transcript has 12 exons. Gene Ontology annotation, biological process: mRNA splicing, via spliceosome. Gene Ontology annotation, cellular component: precatalytic spliceosome. The record is from RefSeq and is a predicted model, not a curated record. Gene Ontology annotation, molecular function: protein binding.